Messenger RNA from Papaver somniferum (opium poppy), 1059 nucleotides. RefSeq lists its product as uncharacterized. The record is from RefSeq and is a predicted model, not a curated record. NCBI's taxonomy places the organism in Eukaryota, Viridiplantae, Streptophyta, Magnoliopsida, Ranunculales, Papaveraceae. Bases 1 to 1059 code for a protein of 352 amino acids. The transcript has a single exon.
AUGGAUAGGAAUUCAGAAGAAUUUGAAUCCAUGGGGAUCUGCGCCAUCUAUAGAGAAGCUUACAAGGUCACAGUGUCAUGGAAAAAGAUCUUUUCACACAUUGCCUUCACUCUAAUCCUUCCUUUAGCUAUCAUUUUCCUAGUUCAAAUAGAAAUAUCUGCACUGCUUGCCAACAAGAUUAAAUUCAACCAGAUAAUAGAUGAAUACCAAACUGGAAAUUCCAGUUAUGCAAACAUCCUCCAAGCUCAUAUUUCUUCGGAAAUUAUAAUUCUCUAUGCAUCAAAAGUCAUCUGCUGGAUCUUUAUCUGUGUUCUCUCCCUGCUCUCAACAUCCGCUGUUGUUUACACGAUAGCUUGUAUAUAUUCUACCAAAGAUAUCACUUUCAAAAAAGUCAGGGGUGCAGUUCCUAAAGUUUGGAAAAGACUUAUGGUCACUUUCUUGUGGAACUUCUUGAUCGUGAUUGUGUACAACUUUAUCAUGGCUCUUGUGAUCUUUUUGUUGGCACUUUUAUUUUUAGUCUUGUCUCAAGUAUUUUCUUUCAAAUUCGAUGUGAAAUCAACCGCCGGCAUCAUUCUUUCGGUGAUACUCAUGGUAUUUAUCUUUAUCCCUUACCUGAUUGGUGCCAUGUACAUCAGCCUUGUUUGGUACUUGGCCAGCGUAACAGCGAUUUUGGAAAACAUUAGUGGGAUUGAAGCUAUGAAGAAGGGGAAGGACUUACUUAAGGGUAAGCUUUGGAUUUCUUUCUUCACCUAUGUUACGUUACAAAUCUGUUAUUCUGGUACACUAUCUGUCUUUAGCUCGUUGGUGGUACAUGGCCAUGGGGGAUGUUUGGCUGUGGUUGGUCGAGUCAUUUUGGGUAUUUUUUGCCUGGUAUUGCUGGUAAUGUUCCUUCACUUUGGUCUGGUAAUCCAAACUAUCAUUUACUUCGUCUGCAAAUCCCAUCACAAAGAAAACAUCGACAAGUCUAGCCUUGCGGAUCACUUGGAUGGGUAUCACCAUGGUGACUAUGUACCUCUUAGUAGCAACGAAAACGUUCAGCCCGCAGGAGCUUUUGUUUGA